UUUAGCCCCGCCUACCAUGAUGUGACGCUAACUGCCGUGACGCAAGAGCCAUCAGCUGUUUUUGUUUUGCUCCUGUUUGGGUCAUUACGGAUCUUCGGCAGUGUGAGGCGGCUCCAGCGGAUCCGGGGGCUCCGGUGAAGGCGGGGCCGGGCGGAGGUCGCCGGAGUUCGGCAUGGAGAGCGGAGAUGGAGGCGGAGGAGCCCGCGGCCCGGCACUGCGCUGCGCCUCCUUCAACCAGGACUCCACGUCGCUGGCUGUGGGUACUAAGGAAGGUUACAGACUGUUCUCCGUCACCGCCGUGGAUAAACUGGAGUGUAUUCAUGAAAGCACAGAGAAUCCGGACGUCUACAUCGUGGAACGUUUGUUCUCCAGCAGCCUGGUGGUGGUGGUGAGCCACUCGAUGCCGCGACGCAUGAACGUCUAUCAUUUCAAGAAAGGAACGGAAAUCUGCAACUACAGCUACUCCAACUCCAUCCUCGCCGUGCGCCUCAACCGACAGAGGCUGGUGGUUUGUCUGGAAGAGUCCAUUUACAUCCACAACAUAAAGGACAUGAAGCUUCUGAAGACUCUUCUGAACACACCCCCCAACCCCUCAGGUCUCUGUGCUCUCUCCAUCAACCAUUCCAACUCUUACCUGGCAUAUCCCGGCAGCGCCACCAUCGGAGAAAUCAUCGUCUACGACGCCAACAAUCUGAGCACAGUGACCGUGAUUCCAGCCCACGACAGUCAAUUAGCCGCCAUCACCUUCAACGCCUCAGGCACCAAACUGGCCAGCGCCUCAGAGAGGGGCACAGUGAUCCGAGUGUUCUCCAUUCCAGAGGGACAGAGACUGUUUGAGUUCCGCAGAGGAAUGAAAAGAUACGUGAACAUCAGCUCCCUGUCCUUCAGUCCUGAUGCUCAGUUCCUGUGUGCCUCGAGCAAUACUGAGACGGUUCACAUCUUCAAACUAGAGCAGCAUGGACACAGCGGGGAGGAGGAGAACCCCUCGUGGUCAGCGUACGUGGGGAAGAUGUUUUCGGCGGCGAGCAGCUACCUGCCCGCACAGGUUUCAGGAAUGAUGAGUCAGGAUCGAGCGUUCGCCACGGUCCGCCUCAACACACACGGCCACAAACACACCUGCACUUUAACAAUAAUCCAGAAGCUUCCGCGGCUCCUCGUAGCCUCAUCUGAAGGGCAGCUCUUUAUUUAUAACAUUGACCCCCAGGACGGGGGCGAGUGCACGCUGGUACACACACACAGGCUGUUAGGAUCGGAAGAGGAGGCUGAGGUGUCUGAGGGAUCGGCGGCUCCUUCCUACGCUGCGACCGCGGCCAUUGGCACCUGUGGACCCGUCUCUGCCACACUAACUGGAUAUUCCGAGGACGGAGGAGUGAUGAAAGGCGAGGUGAUUCCCGAGCACGAGUUCGCCGCCGGUCCCGUGUGUCUGGACGACGAGACCGAGUUCCCUCCAAUAAAUCGGUGUCUUGGCGGAUCCCGUCGUGGCAGAACCGGCCGUCCGUGAGAGCCUUCAAGCCGGAGCGGGACGACCCUCAGUACACGAGCCGGGACUAAUUAACGCGUUUCAGGAAUAAUUAACCCAGUUCCGGACUAAUCCAACUCAUUUCAGGGUGCUAACCUCACGAGCAGAAAAAGCAUCAGGAGGGCGUGGUCGUUGUUGCUCGCUCUCCUGAAGGGUGUGUUAUAUGCAUGAACAAACCGUAACCACGGACACGACACACAUUUCUUGAAGAUGUAAAACUGUAGCAUCGUAUUAUAUUAUAUUAUAUUAUAAUGAUAUUGUUUUAUUCGUUUAUGUUUAACAUCGUCAUAUUUACAGAUGGAAUUUGUUUUUUUGUUGUUUUUAACGUAUUUGCUGUAUUAAUACCUAAUCCAUGUUUACACGUCAUCAUCCUGAACACUAAUACAACAGGAUGUGCUUUUAAAUGUACGUGCCUAUGAUUUUAUUUGUAUUUCGCAGAAUUGCUGGAAGACCAAAAAAAAUAAAUAAAUAAAAAUUAAAAAGAAACUGUAGAAAAUAGGAAUAAAAUUAUGCAAAGCA
Messenger RNA from Pangasianodon hypophthalmus (striped catfish), 2038 nucleotides. RefSeq names its product WD repeat domain, phosphoinositide interacting 1 (gene wipi1). Bases 173 to 1501 code for a protein of 442 amino acids. Gene Ontology annotation, cellular component: phagophore assembly site membrane; cytosol; extrinsic component of membrane. Lineage: Eukaryota; Metazoa; Chordata; Actinopteri; Siluriformes; Pangasiidae. Gene Ontology annotation, biological process: nucleophagy; protein lipidation; autophagy of mitochondrion. The transcript has 14 exons. The record is from RefSeq and is a predicted model, not a curated record. Gene Ontology annotation, molecular function: phosphatidylinositol-3-phosphate binding; phosphatidylinositol-3,5-bisphosphate binding; protein binding.